AUGUCAAGUGAGGCGUCGCCCCGUGCUGUUCGCUUCUCGCCCAGCGAGGUUGAGUUGCUCGACGAUAAGCUCAUUCAUCCGCGGCCUCUCGCCAUUGCAACCGACUCAGAUCUCUCCAACUCCUCCGGGGACUAUACGCCAGACCAAAAUGACCUCGCCGAACUCGAGCGACAGGACGAGCUGGGCAACCUGGCUAGAUAUGCUGAUGGUGGAUUAUCGGGUUCCAUGGCUUCGCUAGCCCCCAAUUCAGUAGCCAACAGCGCUAACAGGAAUCGCGAUGCCGUCGCGGUAGCCAACACCAAUGGUACGCCUGCGCGCCUCGCUUCCAGACCUUUGCCACUGGCGAGGACUCCCUCGAGUACAUAUGCGCCGCAAAGAGGACCUGCAGCUCAAACUGUGAGCAUCAAUACCAGAUCGGGGUCUCGUCCCCGCCGCUCCGACGACCCGGAACGACAGUUUCGCAACCAGGAACCUGCCUACCUCCGCAUGAUACGCCACCAGGAACAGCCGACCAGUGGCUACUUUGGCACAGAACCCUACACCCCAAGCCUUGACUACACCGACGAUGAAUCCGAAGGGGAGACACCUUCAUCCGAGGGUAUCUUCGAUGAUCGAUACAAUGAGGAAACUAUCAUGUUCUAUAAUCCAGACGAGAACGAUGUCCAACCCACCGAGGACGACGUGAAAGAUCCAGACAACCGUGAAAGGUUGGAAUGGCAUGGUAUGCUGGCGGCCGUCCUAACUGGAGAUGUUGUCAGACAGGAGAAGAAGCGUCUUAUAGGCUCGUCAGAGAAGGACGGAGGCCUCACCGCCCACAAGGCUGAACUCUGGAUUGGCCUGCGCUCAAAGAUUUGCGGUCGGUCCCUCGCUGUGCAGCGGCGAAUGGUUGAAGAGGCUCGUUCGAAUCUUGACAGAGUCAUUGACGAGAUCACCCGUUUCGAAGUGCAAGGCGAAAGUGAGGCUGGAAAGCCACCGAUCGAGCAGAUACGCGACGUUGUCAAGAAGAUCGAAAAGUGCGAAAGCCUAUAUCCCUCUUCACAGACUCUCGCUGCUAGCCACAAAAACGCGACUCUACCAUCAUUUUCUGAGGCAUGCAACGCCGUUCUGUCCUGGUACAACACAAACGAGAUGAUCAAUACGGAGCUUGAGAUCCUCAAAAAGUGGGUGGGCAACGAUGACUUGGACUUUCAAAUGAAGAAGCAGAGAUCACCGAGCACGAAUGGUCUAAGCGAUGAGACAUCCUUCUUGGACCGAUUGAUGAAAGAGGAUGGUCUCAAGUCUUUGCACGAUGAUGAUGGCGAUGAGCACGAGAGACAGAAGACCGCGGCCAAGACCAAGUCUCUCAUUCGUCGGAGUAUGCUCACGGCAAUCUCAACCACCAUUGCCAAAGCCAAGGAAACCCUCAUUGCUAAUUCGGAGGCUUUCAAGAAGCGUCAUCUGCCGCCCUACAUUGAGGAGAUCCUCACUUUGAUUAGCUUUCCCUCUCGGCUUAUCGAGGAGAUUAUCAAGGUCAGACUUGCCUACGCCAGGAAGAUGAAAGAGACGACUCAGCAGAAUAUGAUACUGCAAGAUCAGAUGAUUGGCCAGUUUGAGAUUCUUCUUCGACUUGCUAUUCGUAUCAAACAGGACUGUUUGACCGUUUUGCAACCACAGCCGGGUUGGCAGCUACCUCCCUGCAUAGACGACUCUUUUGACCAGGUCGUGCUUGAAGCCUUGAGAUAUUAUUUCAAGAUGCUGAACUGGAAGUUGAGUCGAAACAAGAACACCUUCAAGGAGGCAGAACUGCUGUUCCAGGAGUGGGAUUUCGCCAACAUGGUUGGCCGGAACCUUCAGGGAGGUGACAAUGAGGUUGCUGAGCAGUUUAGUACACUCACGUUCAAAGCCCUCAGUCGUCUCAGUCAGACCUUUGAACGGGAACUUCAACGCAAACCAAGAGAGGCAGCCGAUGUCAUGAGCAAACGAUACAAGCAGGUACUCGAGUCUGUGCGUGUCAGGCAAAGAAUGUUGCAGCGGUUUUCACGAAUGCUUAGCGACCAUUACGAAAACGCUUCUGACAUGAGCAUUGCAUUUGCAUCUAAUGAAUUGCAACAUUUUUACGAGCGACUUUCAGUCAGCGGCCACUUUCUGGUCGAUGAGGUCGACGGAAUACAGAUCAUCGCUUCUCCGACACUUGUGGGCCGGGACGACGACGUCCAGUCAAUCAUCCGUACCUGCUUUCACGGAUCGCUGCAGGAGCCCGAUCCGACCGACCCGUACAUCCUUAUCUGCAGGCCAGAAACACCUUUGCACUGGUUCGGGAACCGCAGCACGCAGCCCCUGAACAUCGAUUCGACGGAUCUCAAACUUGGCCAAGUGAGACUCGUCGCCGAUGGGUCACAAUACAGGCUAGCAAACGCGCGAAAGGCUUUCCUGGACACAAUCGACAUGCAUCUUGAUUUGAUUGUUGAGCAGCGCUCGAACUUGCACAAAGUCAACACCAGAUUAAUGGAGAUUCGCAAAGUCGCAUUCAAACUGUCAAACACUUUCAUGGACAGUGUUGAGAUUAUCAGAAGGCAGACAAAAGGCAUGAACUGCACCGACCUCAUUCAGACGUGUUUCAUCUUCGCAACUGAGUUUGGUCAACGGUCGUUGAUCAGCAUGGAUAGCAACCGACGUCAAAUGAACAAUAUGAAGCUCACCAAAUUGGCCCUUGAUUGGGUGAGCUUCAUCUGCGAUGAUUGUGCUGUCAGUGAUCGCAAAUCCUUUCGCUGGGCUGUUCCCGCACUCGAGUUCGCCAUGGGCAUGACAAGAGGACGUCAUAUUCUGGGGCUGGAUCCCUCCGAGUACGCUAGGCUCCGUGCCAAGGUAUCAGGCUGCAUGAGGCUUCUCAUUUCGCAUUUUGAUAUUCUUGGUGCCAAGUCCAAUCAAGCAGCACAGACCGAGAAGGAACGUAUCGAGGCUCUGGUUGGGCAGUUCAAGAGGCUUGACAAGAAUCGCAUGCUCGACGAUGAUGAAGCAUUCAAGUACAUUCAAGAACAGCGUCUAGAGCGGAUUUCCGACAUUGACGAGGUUCAGCGACAGACGAUCGCCGAGAGGCAAGGACUGGGUCGAGUAUUGGAGGUGUCAAACGAAGUCGACCGAUCACUCGCGUUCCUAUCCUCUUCAGCGACCAACGUCACCAUGCGCUGGCAGCAAGGACACUUCGUGGGUGGCGGCACUUUUGGCAAUGUGUAUGCUGCAAUGAACCUUGACACUGGUCACCUAAUGGCUGUCAAAGAAAUUCGUCUUCAAGACCCCAAACUUGUUCCUCAGAUCGCCACUCAAAUCAAGGACGAGAUGGGUGUCCUCGAGGUACUCGACCAUCCAAACGUGGUCUCGUACUACGGUAUCGAAGUCCAUCGCGAUCGCGUCUAUAUUUUCAUGGAGUUCUGCUCAGGCGGCUCCCUUGCGAACCUGCUGGAGCACGGGCGAAUUGAAGACGAGCAAGUCACCAUGGUCUAUGCACUGCAGUUGCUUGAGGGACUGGCAUAUCUUCACGAAAGUGGCAUCGCCCAUCGCGAUAUCAAGCCAGAGAAUAUUCUCCUCGAUCAUAAUGGUGUAAUCAAAUAUGUGGAUUUUGGCGCAGCCAAGGUCAUUGCUCGACAAGGGCGCACUUUGGUCAAGACCGCAGCGACCACACCCAAUCGAUCCAUGACUGGCACCCCCAUGUACAUGUCUCCCGAGGUCAUCAAGGGCGAGAGUCCCGGCAAAGCUGGGUCUGUCGACGUAUGGUCCCUGGGCUGCGUGAUCCUAGAGAUGGUGACUGGGCGCAGACCAUGGUCGAAUCUGGAUAAUGAGUGGGCGAUUAUGUACAACAUUGCCCAAGGCAAUCCGCCACAACUUCCUGGUUCCGACCAACUCAGUCCUCAAGGCAUCGACUUUUUGCAGAAGUGCUUCAUUCGCAAUCCCAAAAACCGGGCCAGUGCUGUUGAGCUCCUUCAACAUGAAUGGAUUAUGAGUAUCCGUAGUCAAGUCAUUGAGCCUGCAACGCCAAGCGACAGUUCGGGCUCGGCUCAAAACACGCCUCAUCCAAACUCCGCCAGCAGCCGGGCUGCCGCCGAGGGCUUUGCUUAG
Messenger RNA from Pestalotiopsis fici W106-1, 4092 nucleotides. RefSeq lists its product as uncharacterized. NCBI's taxonomy places the organism in Eukaryota, Fungi, Ascomycota, Sordariomycetes, Amphisphaeriales, Sporocadaceae. Gene Ontology annotation, biological process: protein phosphorylation; stress-activated MAPK cascade. The coding region runs from base 1 to 4092 and encodes 1363 amino acids. The transcript has 2 exons. Gene Ontology annotation, molecular function: ATP binding; MAP kinase kinase kinase activity. The record is from RefSeq and is a predicted model, not a curated record. Gene Ontology annotation, cellular component: cytoplasm.